Anisakis simplex (herring worm) is the source of this 132-nucleotide messenger RNA. The record is from the annotation of a GenBank genome assembly. NCBI's taxonomy places the organism in Eukaryota, Metazoa, Nematoda, Chromadorea, Rhabditida, Anisakidae.
AUGUCAUCGGAGAGUUCAUCGUCCUCAUCAGCCACAUCGCCGUCGUCCUCGUCGUCAUCCUCGGAUGAUAAUGACGAUGAGCAGUCGCAGAAUACGGCUCGAGAUCGACGACGUAAACGACGAAUACAAAAG